AUAAAAAAAUAUAUUGUUUGUGACCUUUUUAUUGUUAAAUUGGUAUUUUCUUUACAUCAAUAUUUAAUAAAUUGUUUUGUCUGUUUUUCAGUUCGACAUUAUAAUAUUGACACUGAUAAAGUGUAUCUCAUGCAUGAUGACCUUGACAGAGCUUUGGGCAAAGUCAGCAUCAAGGAGGGCGGCAGUGCUAGUGGUCAUAAUGGUGUUAAAUCAGUUCAAGGUGUGUUGGGAUCUGAAGCAAAUAAGAUUUUCAAAGUCCGCGUUGGGAUAGGGAGACCCAGCAGUAGAGACGAGGUGAUAGAAUAUGUUUUACAUAACUUUACACAGGAAGAAUCAGCUGGUGUCCAGGAGGGUGUAAGGAAAGCACUGCAAUCAUUGACCUGGCACUUACAGGACCGAGGGGAAGAUGUGCUUCUCCUAACAAACUUGUAUGGAAUAAAUCCAAAAAUUCUACAACGGAUAAAGAAAAUAAAAAAUCUAAAAGCUAGGGAAAGGGAAUUAUCAAACAACACAGAUUUAGGUAUGUCAAAGACAUGCGUGACAGAAUCAGAGGAACAUGUGCAAUCAACAGACAAACAUUUACACACAGCAUCAGGGUCCCAUUUAGACCGGAAUGUAAAUGUACCUUCUAUGGACAAACAAAAGGAUACGACCAUACAUAGAACACAUUCACAAGAAGGGGAGGUAACUAUUGGUAUAGAAGUGAAGAGGAUGAAAGGUGAAUGAAAUAUAGCGGUGUAUAAAUGUAUUGUGAAUUCAAGGACAAUGAGACCUUAACUGGGGGUCAAAUGAGUGAAAUGUUGUUCAUGUAUACCUGCUGAAAUAGUUCGGAAGUGGACGUGGAUGACUAUAUAGUACAUGUAACAGUGUAUGUUUAAAAAGGAAUAAAUUGUGUAAAGUUGAA
Molecule: messenger RNA, 904 nt
Organism: Pecten maximus
Lineage: Eukaryota; Metazoa; Mollusca; Bivalvia; Pectinida; Pectinidae
Product: peptidyl-tRNA hydrolase-like
Exons: 3
Molecular function (GO): peptidyl-tRNA hydrolase activity
Source: RefSeq, a predicted model, not a curated record